Molecule: messenger RNA, 930 nt
Organism: Colletotrichum godetiae
Lineage: Eukaryota; Fungi; Ascomycota; Sordariomycetes; Glomerellales; Glomerellaceae
Product: family 61 glycosyl hydrolase
Exons: 3
Coding region: 1-930 (309 amino acids)
Biological process (GO): carbohydrate metabolic process
Cellular component (GO): extracellular region
Molecular function (GO): cellulose binding
Source: RefSeq, a predicted model, not a curated record
AUGAGACUCCCGAGCGUUUUUCUCGGCCUUAUUGCGGCCGUGUCAGGCCACACCAUCUUCCAGAAGCUCUCUAUUAAUGGAGCUGACCAAGGGUCAUUGAAGGGGGUUCGCGCGCCUUCAAGUAACAACCCCAUCCAAAACGUCAAUGACGCUGGCUUUGCCUGCAACAACAACAUCCAGUACAAGGAUAACAACAUUGUGUCCAUCGCCGCUGGUGCAAAGGUCGGUGCUUGGUGGGGGCACAUCAUUGGAGGUGCUCAAGGCACUAACGACGCCGAUAAUCCCAUCGCCGCGAGCCACAAAGGCCCUAUCGUUGUCUAUCUGGCCAAAGUCAGCAGCGCCGCCAGCACUGGCACAACGGGCCUCAGCUGGUUCAAGAUUGCGGAAUCUGGCCUGAGUGGAGGCACAUGGGCCGUGGACACCAUGAUAGCCAACAAUGGCUGGCACUACUUCACUCUUCCCUCGUGUGUUGCACCUGGGGACUACCUCCUGCGCGUUGAGAUCAUUGCCCUCCACUCCGCCUCGACACAGGGAGAGGCCCAAUUCUAUAUGGAAUGCGCUCAAAUUCGGGUUACUGGUUCAGGUACCAAUGCCGGCUCCAACACUGUCAAGUUUCCCGGCGCCUACUCGGCGACCGACCCAGGCAUUCUCAUCAACAUUUACGACAACUCCGGGAAGCCAACGAACGGUGGCCGCUCAUACAAAAUCCCGGGUCCUUCGGUACUCAGCUGCUCAGGUUCCGGAAGUGGUAAUGCUUCCCCUUCUGCCUCCAGCUCUCCGCCUGUGUCGAGCUCUCCUCCGUCCAGCAGUGGCGGCAAGACUGUUGCUUUGUAUGGGCAAUGCGGCGGCCAAGGUUGGACUGGCGGUACGACAUGCUCACAAGGAAGCUGUAAAGUCUCGAAUCAGUACUAUAGCCAGUGUCUGCCUUGA